AACAGUGGAAAUUAAUGCCUCACAGGAACAAGAAGUGUAUGGUGUGAAAGAAUCGUCUUGAAACUAGAUUAUGAGCAUUGGUUGUUUUUUAAAGGGAUGUGCAAGAGACAGCCUUGACAAGAAAACUUACUUCAUAAUCUUACACGGACUAAAGAUGAAACUUUAAAUUGCAAAUUAGCCUUGAGUGGAAUUUGACGGAAGAUGUUGCAACAGUUUUUUCUCUGGAAAUGUUUAGCUUCUGGGAUCGUCAUUGGCUCUCUCUUUGCAGCUUGCUUGGGUCAAUACGACGAUGACUGGCAAUAUGAGGAUUGCAAACUAGCUAGGGGAGGACCACCAGCUACCAUAGUUGCUAUUGAUGAAGAGAGUCGGAAUGGUACGAUUCUGGUGGACAACAUGCUGAUAAAAGGGACUGCUGGAGGACCAGACCCCACCAUAGAACUCUCUUUAAAGGACAACGUGGACUACUGGGUGUUGUUGGAUCCUGUUAAACAAAUGCUUUUCCUGAACAGCACAGGCAGAGUUCUGGACAGAGAUCCACCAAUGAACAUCCACUCCAUUGUGGUGCAGGUCCAGUGCAUCAACAAGAAGGUAGGCACCGUCAUCUACCAUGAAGUGCGAAUUGUGGUGAGAGAUAGGAAUGACAACUCACCUACCUUCAAACACGAAAGCUACUAUGCCACAGUGAACGAGUUCACUCCAGUUGGUACCACCGUAUUUACAGGAUUUUCAGGAGACAAUGGAGCUACUGACAUAGAUGAUGGCCCAAAUGGACAGAUAGAAUAUGUUAUUCAGUACAAUCCAGAAGAUCCGACUUCCAAUGACACCCUUGAAAUUCCCCUCAUGUUGAGUGGAAACGUAGUCAUAAGGAAGAGACUAAACUAUGAAGAUAAGACUUGCUACUUUGUCAUCAUCCAAGCUAAUGACUGUGCACAAAAUCUGAAUGAAUGGAGGACCACCACCACCAUGCUCACAGUGGAUAUUCUAGAUGGGGAUGACUUAGGUCCUGUGUUUCUUCCUUGUGUCCUUGUGCCAAACACUCGAGAGUGCCAUCCACUCAUCUAUCAAGCUGCCAUACCUAGCUGAGAACUCCGGUCUCCUGAAGAACUGAACCCCACUGUUGUUACUCCACCGAUCCAAGCCAUUGAUCGGGACCGGAACAUUCAACCACCAUCAGACAGGCCCGGCAUCCUCUAUUCCGUCCUUGUUGGUUUGGACAUUGAGGAUUACCAAUGGUUUUUCCAUAUGCAUCCUAGGACUGCAGACAGUCUGCUGGAGCCAGUAAACAGAGACUUUCAUCAGAAAUUUGAUUUGGUUAUUAAAGCUGAACAAGACAAUGGCCACCCGCUUCCUGCCUUUGCCAGUCUACACAUUGAAAUAUUGGACGAGAACAACCAGAGCCCCUAUUUCACAAUGCCAAGCUAUCAAGGCUAUAUACUUGAAUCUGCCCCAGUGGGAGCAACCAUUUCUGACAAUCUAGAUUUAACCACUCCUCUGAGAAUUGUAGCUCUAGACAAAGACAUAGAAGAUGUUCCACCUGGUGGAGUUCCUACAAAAGACCCAGAACUUCACCUUUUUCUGAAUGAUUACACAUCAGUCUUCACUGUCACACAGACUGGUAUCACUCGCUACCUCACCCUGCUGCAACCAGUGGACAGGGAAGAACAGCAAACUUACACAUUUUCGAUAACAGCAUUUGAUGGUGUACAAGAAAGUGAGCCAGUUAUUGUCAAUAUUCAAGUGAUGGAUGCAAAUGACAACACUCCAACCUUCCCAGAAAUAUCCUAUGAUGUCUAUGUUUAUACAGACAUGCGCCCAGGGGACAGUGUCAUACAGCUCACUGCAGUCGACACAGAUGAAGGGUCAAACGGGGAGAUCACGUAUGAGAUCCUGGUUGGGGCUCAGGGAGACUUCAUCAUCAAUAAAACAACAGGGCUUAUCACCAUCGCUCUGGGGGUGGAACUGAUAGUUGGGAGGACUUAUGCGCUCAUGGUCCAAGCAUCGGAAAAUGCUCCUCCUGCAGAGAGAAGGCACUCCAUCUGCACAGUGUACAUUGAAGUGCUUCCUCCAAAUAAUCAAAGCCCUCUCCACUUCCUACAGCUGAUGUAUAGCCUUGAAAUCAGCGAAGCCAUGAGGAUUGGUGCUGUUUUAUUAAAUCUAUAGGCAACUGAUCGAGAGGGAGACCCAAUAACAUAUGCCAUUGAGAACGGAGAUCCUCAGAGAGUUUUUAAUCUUUCAGAAACCACAGGGAUUCUCACCUUAGGGAAAGCACUGGACAGGGAAAGCACAGAUCGCUACAUUCUGAUUGUCACAGCUUCAGAUGGCAGGCCAGAUGGGACCUCAACUGCCACCGUAAACGUGGUAGUGACAGAUGUCAAUGACAAUGCUCCAGUGUUUGAUCCAUAUCUGCCUAGAAACUUAUCUGUGGUGGAGGAGGAAGUCAAUGCCUUUGUGGGUCAAGUAAGGGCAACAGACCCUGAUGCUGGAAUAAAUGGCCAAGUGCACUACAGUUUGGGUAACUUCAAUAAUCUUUUCCGCAUCACAUCCAAUGGGAGCAUUUACACAGCAGUGAAGCUGAACAGAGAAGUCAGGGACUACUAUGAACUUGUUGUGGUGGCAACUGAUGGAGCGGUGCACCCUCGUCAUUCAACUCUAACCCUGGCCAUCAAGGUUUUGGAUAUUGAUGAUAACAGUCCAGUGUUCACCAAUUCAACAUACACUGUUGUUGUUGAAGAGAAUCUGCCAGCCGGAACCACCUUCCUUAAAAUAGAGGCCAAAGAUGUUGACCUUGGAGCAAAUGUGUCUUAUCGGAUAAGAAGUCCUGAAGUGAAGCACUUUUUUGCACUACAUCCAUUUACAGGAGAGCUGUCCCUUUUGAGGAGUUUGGAUUAUGAGGCAUUUCCAGAUCAGGAAGCAAGUAUCACUUUUCUGGUGGAGGCCUUUGAUAUUUAUGGAACAAUGCCACCUGGUAUUGCUACUGUCACAGUGAUUGUAAAGGAUAUGAAUGAUUAUCCUCCUAUAUUUAGUAAACGAAUCUACAAAGGGAUGGUGGCUCCAGAUGCAGUCAAGGGUACACCUAUCACUACAGUUUAUGCUGAAGAUGCAGACCCUCCUGGAUUACCUGCAAGUCGUGUGAGGUACAGAGUAGAUGAUUUGCAGUUUCCUUACCCUGCCAGUAUUUUUGAUGUAGAAGAAGAUUCUGGAAGAGUAAUAACUCGAGUCAAUCUUAAUGAAGAACCAACAACAAUUUUUAAGUUGGUGGUUGUUGCUUUUGAUGAUGGUGAGCCUGUGAUGUCCAGCAGUGCCACAGUGAAAAUUCUUGUCUUACAUCCUGGAGAAAUCCCACGAUUCACACAAGAAGAAUAUAGACCUCCUCCAGUAAGUGAACUUGCAACCAGGGGGACCACAGUGGGUGUAAUUUCUGCUGCGGCCAUCAAUCAAAGUAUUGUGUACUCCAUUGUUUCUGGAAAUGAAGAAGAUAAGUUUGGAAUUAAUAACAUCACAGGUGUCAUCUUUGUGAAUGCCCCUCUGGAUUAUGAGACAAGAGCAAGUUAUGUACUUCGAGUCCAAGCCGAUUCCCUGGAAGUGGUCCUUGCCAAUCUCCGAGUUCCUUCAAAAAGCAAUACAGCUAAAGUAUACAUUGAGAUUCAGGAUGAAAAUGAUCAUCCCCCAGUGUUUCAGAAAAGAUUCUAUAUUGGAGGGGUAUCUGAGGAUGCAAGAAUGUUUGCUUCUGUGCUCAGAGUGAAGGCUACCGAUAAAGAUACUGGUAAUUAUAGUGCUAUGGCAUACAGACUCAUAAUACCUCCAAUUAAAGAGGGCAAAGAAGGGUUUGUGGUGGAAACAUACACAGGACUCAUCAAGACUGCUAUGCUCUUCCAUAAUAUGAGAAGAUCCUACUUCAAGUUUCAAGUUAUUGCAACUGACAACUAUGGGAAGGGACUGAGUGGAAAAGCAGAUGUACUUGUCUCUGUAGUCAAUCAGCUGGAUAUGCAAGUCAUUGUUUCCAAUGUGCCCCCUACUUUAGUGGAAAAAAAGAUAGAAGAUCUUACAGAGAUUUUGGACCGCUAUGUUCAGGAUCAAAUUCCUGGUGCCAAGGUGGUGGUAGAGUCCAUUGGUGCUCGCCGGCAUGGGGAUGCCUUUUCUCUAGAAGAUUACAGCAAAUGUGACCUGACUGUCUACGCAAUUGAUCCCCAAACCAACAGAGCCAUUGACAGAAACGAACUUUUUAAGUUUUUGGAUGGCAAGCUGCUUGAUAUCAAUAAAGACUUUCAACCAUAUUAUGGGGAAGGAGGGCGCAUUCUGGAGAUCCGUACUCCAGAGGCAGUGACCAGCAUUAAAAAGCGAGGAGAAAGUUUAGGAUACACAGAAGGGGCUCUGCUGGCUCUGGCCUUCAUCAUCAUCCUCUGCUGUAUUCCUGCCAUCUUGGUGGUCUUAGUCAGCUACAGACAGUUUAAAGUACGGCAAGCUGAAUGCACGAAGACAGCACGAAUUCAAUCUGCGCUACCUGCAGCAAAGCCCGCAGCACCAGCACCUGCUCCAAUGGCACCACCGCACCCGCAGCCCCCGCCCCCUCCCGGUGCGCAUCUCUAUGAAGAACUAGGAGACAGCACGAUGCAUAAGUAUGAAAUGCCUCAAUAUGGAAGUCGACGUCGAUUGUUACCACCUGCUGGUCAGGAGGAAUAUGGUGAGGUGGUUGGUGAAGCUGAGGAGGAAUACGAGGAGGAAGAGGAAAAGCCAAAGAAAAUUACAAAACCAAAAGUUGUAAUUAGAGAGCCUAGUGAGGAGGACGAGGAAGUGGUAGUAACUAUUGAAAAGCCGCCUGCAGUGGAGCCCACAUACACAACAUGGAAGAGGGCCAGGAUAUUCCCCAUGAUCUUUAAGAAAGUCAGAGGACUAGCUGAUAAAAGAGGUGUCAUUGACCUUGAGGGUGAAGAGUGGCAAAGACGCCUGGAGGAAGAGGAUAAAGAUUAUCUGAAACUAACUCUAGACCAAGAUGAAGCAACAGAAAGCACUGUAGAAUCAGAGGAGGAAUCCUCCAGCGAUUAUACUGAGUACAGUGAAGAAGAAUCUGAGUUCAGUGAGUCUGAGACCACAGAAGAGGAAUCUGAGUCGGAGACACCCUCUGAGGAGGAGAGUUCCACUGAAGAAUCAGAAGAAUCUGAAUCCACAGAGUCAGAAGGAGAAAAAGCUAGAAAAAACAUAGUGCUCGCAAGAAGAAAGCCCGUUGUGGAGGACAUCAAGGAAGUCAAAGGCAGAAGAGAGGAGCCACCUAAAGAGCAAGAAGAACCCACAAUAGAAGAAGAAGAGGAACACCCAGGAGGAGAAAGUGACCUGGCCCCUGUGGAUGAAUCUGCAGACCUUGAAGCUCAGGAUGUCCCUGAGGAGGGCAGUGCAGAAUCUGCUUCUGUAGAAGGAGGUGUAGAAAGUGAAGAGGAAUCAGAAUUAGGCAGUAGUAGUAGUAGUAGUGAAAGUCAGUCUGGAGGUCCUUGGGGCUUUCAGGUACCAGACUAUGACAGAAGCAAGAAGGCACACCAAAGGAAGUCUCCAGGAGCAAACUCUGAAGGUUACAACACAGCCCUCUAA
This is a messenger RNA of Sciurus carolinensis (gray squirrel), 5580 nucleotides long. It is a transcript of the gene Pcdh15, whose product is annotated as protocadherin related 15. Gene Ontology annotation, molecular function: calcium ion binding. Gene Ontology annotation, cellular component: stereocilium; plasma membrane. The record is from RefSeq and is a predicted model, not a curated record. Gene Ontology annotation, biological process: homophilic cell-cell adhesion; sensory perception of sound; inner ear development. Lineage: Eukaryota; Metazoa; Chordata; Mammalia; Rodentia; Sciuridae.